Molecule: messenger RNA, 796 nt
Organism: Styela clava
Lineage: Eukaryota; Metazoa; Chordata; Ascidiacea; Stolidobranchia; Styelidae
Source: RefSeq, a predicted model, not a curated record
CUAACCUCGACUGUCUGAGGGGAUUGUUAUUGAUUCAUAUCUUUACGUGUUUUCCAGAUCUAUUAGGAGGGAGUAGUCGUGUGACAAGUUCGUAUGUUCCACCCCAGAAAACGACGCCUAAAGGUCCAACAGGAGGCAGAAUGCUAUUCACAGGUCCCGAUCAAUCCGAUUCACAUCGUAUUCAGGUUGGAGACAAAGGAAAAUACGUCGGGUUUCGACCAUUAUCCAAAGAAGUGACUUCAGAUUCCGAGUAUUUGUACAGACCAUGCAAGGGCGACGAACCAGCAAUGCGGAUGCGCCACGAGAGAGUCGGAGAAAUAGGGUGGAACGUUCCAAAGCUGUGGAGGUUAAGCAAACUUGAAAAAUCACUUGCAUCCUGAAACUAAACACAACUUAGCCAGGAUGACAUGAUCAAAACAAGGAUAAUUGAAACGCCCAUUAAAUGCCAUUGCUAGCCAAUGUUCCUUGUUACAAUGUCCUCUGUUUUUAAGUGCUAUUUGGUAUUCUUGUAAAAUGAAUUCACGAGUGUUUGUGACACAAUAAAGGAACAGCUUGGUAAUCAAUAAAACAAAAAACGCUUUGCAUCCCAAACAGCUUCUAUUUUCCACGCAUUAGGGAGAAUAAAGUUGACUAUUAUUCAAGAAUGUGACAGCUACUAGCUACAUGAAGAAAACGUAAAACAUUCUCAUUCUUUCUCUGAAUCAAAUUCAAGACCAUCGAUUGAAAAAUCGUGGAUUAAGUAUUGUACGCUAAUAUAACUAGAAAUCCUAUGAAAUAUUAUUUCUCUUCUCAUGCA